AUGGAAGAGAUCAAACUAGUGGUGGAUGAUUGUUGUUCUUUAGUCAGAAAUUUCAAAGAUGCUGCUAUCAUGUUUGUAGGUAGAAAGCAGGUGACUGAUGCUCACCAUUUGGUGGGGAUUGGGAAUGCUGUAGGUUCUAGGAAUUGGGAUGGUUUUUUGCCGUCUUAUGACACUGUUUGUAAUGCUUUUUAUGCUUCAGAUAGCUCCUUUGAUGUUUUAAACCUUUUUCCUAGAAAGGUUUCGCCCUCGCAUUUUCUCUUCCGUCAUUUUCCGAAUUCCUCAUCCUCAUCAAAGUUGGGAUUACCAACUAUGAAUCAAGAUUUUCCGGAAACAGUAUGGAUCCAUGACGUGUUCUUAAGCUUUAGAGGAGAAGAUACGCGUGCUUUCUUCACUUCACAUCUUUGUACAGCUCUUCAGAAUGCAGGAAUUAAGAUUUUCAUUGACGAUAAUGACCUUCAAAGAGGCGAUCACAUUUCACCAUCUUUAUCAUUAGCAAUCCAGCAGUCUCAGAUUUCUAUAAUUAUUUUCUCUACAAAUUAUGCCGAUUCACGAUGGUGUCUUGAUGAACUGGAAACAAUGUUGAAGUGUCUUCUCAUGAAACAAGUGGUUGUGCCAGUGUUCUACCAUGUAGAUCCUUCUGAAGUGCGUCAUCAGAAAGGCGAAUUUGGAAUGGCGUUUCAACGUCUUUUGGACAAAGUUUCAAACCAUGUGGAUUUCAAUUUACUUUGUGAAAAGGAAAGGAGGUGGAGAGGGGCACUUCGUCAGGCAGCUGAUAUUGCAGGGUUUGUAAUAUUUAACUCUAGGUAA
Molecule: messenger RNA, 807 nt
Organism: Vicia villosa (hairy vetch)
Lineage: Eukaryota; Viridiplantae; Streptophyta; Magnoliopsida; Fabales; Fabaceae
Product: TMV resistance protein N-like
Exons: 3
Coding region: 1-807 (268 amino acids)
Biological process (GO): signal transduction
Source: RefSeq, a predicted model, not a curated record